This is a messenger RNA of Odontomachus brunneus, 3080 nucleotides long. RefSeq names its product transmembrane protein 135-like. Lineage: Eukaryota; Metazoa; Arthropoda; Insecta; Hymenoptera; Formicidae. The transcript is spliced from 9 exons. The coding region runs from base 659 to 2062 and encodes 467 amino acids. The record is from RefSeq and is a predicted model, not a curated record.
AAUCGUCGUCAGUCGUCGAUAGUAGCUCGACGAGUGUGUACGCACCGAGACAAAGUUGCUCGUAAUCGGUCGAUCUUACUUAACCUCGUGACGCGCCGACGCGUUUCAUCCGAAAGAUUCCGAGUCGAGCCGACAUCGAAUCUCUUAUUCUUCUAAUAAAAGUACUCUUUCGCGUCGCCGUUCUCUCAGUCGCGUCAGCGAUAUUGCGGACUAAGUGUGUUAUGCAUUGUGCGUCCACUCUCCGUAUAUAUGAUAACUGUAUAUAAAGGGACAACAACAAAAAUGCGAUCCGUCGCGCGAGACAAGCCGUGCGUGCCGAGUGCGAUCAUCUGAGCGCAAUUAGCAUACAAACAUAGACGAAAAACCAGAACGGCGGACACAUUUGUGCGUGCCUACACACGUAUACCUACGACACAUAUCUGCACAGCUGCUUCGUCCAUGUACUAUCCGUUGCACUCGCUGCAUCGACGACCGUGACAACGUGAAAGGUGGGGACUCAUCGUAGAGUGCGUUCAGAAACGUCACCCGAAUACUCUUUCUCUCUCUUUACUUCACUCUCGUAUCUCUCUUAUUCCAACGCAGCGGGUGCACCCGGGUGACGUUUUCGAACGCACCCUUACUGUUGUGUGUGUUGUCAUCGCGGACACACGUACCGAAGAUGCCUGUGCAGCUUAGCAAGUUUGCCAUCGAUGCAAUCUGCAGCAAGUAUUCUCAUCCAUGGACGAGUUCAUGCAUCAACUCGAGCGUUGGUCUCGGUUUACACAGCCUCCAGGAGAGUCUGAGGAUAUAUGUGACUCUUUACUUAUUUGCUCUCUUAAUGAAAAGAAGGAAACCAACAAAGGAAGACAUUAAGAAAACUAUAUUAGGUAUUUUGCAAUCUACAGCAUUUCUUGCAUGGAGUGGUUUUUCUUAUUCAGUUUUUAUCUGUUGGUUAAGCCGACUAUUGGGCCAUUUAAACUUCCUGACUGUGUCUUUUCUCCCAUCCUUCUUGUCUAGUCUAACUGCUAUUCUUAUAGAAAGACCUUCUAGACAUUCAUUAUUGUGUCUCUAUGUAUCAAACAUUGCGACAGAAACAUUGUUUAAAAUGGGUGUGUGGCGAGGAUAUUUUUCACCUAUCCCAAGAGGGGAAAUCUACAUCUUCGCCGUGAGUGCAGCUGUAUUAUUGUAUUUUUUCCGUUCAAAAGUGAACAAGCAAGAUUCCAUAUAUAAGAUAUUGAGGUUAAUUGUUGGACCAUAUGAAGAGAUUGAAUACACUGUGAAAAAAGAUUUGCAUUCCAAAACUUCCUUAGAAAAUAUUGAGGUUAGCAGUACAGAGAAGAAUAGAGAUAUACAGAAGAAAUGUCAAAAGAAUAAAUUCAAUAUUCUGUUAAAGUCUUUGGAGACAUACAAAUAUUUAAUUAACAUUUUAAAAGCACGCAGCAAGCAUGUCUCAUGUCCACAUCCUUAUAGCUGUGCGCAUUAUGUUUUAGCGGGAAGUGCAAGAGCCUUCAGUUAUGGUAUUGGCGGACAAUUAGCACUUAAUUUAAUUUUUCAGUAUAAAAAAUUACUUCAAAGCCCAAAACUAAUAAAAUCCAUCAUCUUUCAAAGAGAAAACUUAAAUCUUGGUAUAUUCCUUGGAGGAUGUUCCGGCCUUUUCAGGCUAGUGUCAUGUUCGUUAAGAAGAAUUCUCCACAAAGAUUCACACACUUAUGCUAUUCCCGCUGGACUUGUUGCGAGUAUAGCGUUCAUGGCAUAUCCCAAUAAUGUUGUAGCAUUAUACUUUAUGUGGAAAGCAUUGCAGCUGCUGUGGAAUAAUGCAGUGGAAAGCGGGAAGGUGCCUGAGAUAAAAUGGUUCGUGAUCUUGUUGUAUAGUUUUAGUACUGCAUUACUCUUUCAUGCAGCUAUAAUAGAACCGCAAAACUUACGACUAUCUUAUUUUAAAUUCCUCUACAAUAUGUCUGGUGGAAGGAUAGCAGUGAUGUCCCGAAUACCGCUAGACGAAUUUGGUUUAGAAACAAACAAACAUUUGCAAGAUGUGCUUAGGAAAACGCGUCUGACUGAUCAAAUUAAUUAUUCUUUUUAAAAUGCUUCUGAAGACUAAUCGAAGCGACAAUACGUACCUUAUUUUUCUCAAGAAUAUACUUUUUUUGCCGAACCAAAGAAGUAAACAGAUGCAUUAUGUGCGUUUACACUUCUAAACUAUGUUGAAAUAACCAUGAGAGUCAAUGGGAUGAAAUAAUGUACACUCUCUAAAUAAUACGUUCUAAAUGGUAAGAACGCACGAUUUAGAAUAUAUUUAAUUGUAAGUUCUUCGUUUAUGUACGCUAAGCGAAUUAAUAAUUCUUAUAAAUGUGUUUAUAAAUGUGUUUAAACAUAUUUAUAAUUCUUAUAAAUAUGUUGGACAAAAAAUAUUAAUGAAAUGGUAUUUAAAUACUGAUUUUGCCACGAUUUACGAUUUUAAUCUAUCGAUUUUUAGUCCCUAAAUGCGAUAACAAAAAUAUUUGUGCGUACGUGAUUUAAUUUUAUAUGCGAUAGUCAAAAACGUAUAUAUCUGUGUAGUGCAGAACGCAUCUAUCUUAUGUGUUCUAAAAUCUCAACAUGAAAACCCUAAUAAUAUCGGCCUUUUCUCUUUUUAACCAUAUUUCAAAGCAACGAUGCUUGAAUGAUGUGAUAUUGGGUAAACUUAAUACUUUCAUAACAGAUAUAAUUGUAUAGAUGUGUAUGUGUGUGUGUAUAUACAUACAUACAUACAUAUAUAUAUAUAUAUAUAUAUAUAUAUAUAUAUAUAUAUAAAACUUAAUAUUUAAUUGUUAUAAUAUUUAUACAUGUGAUAAAUGGAUAAAAUAAGGGAAAUAGGUGAAUGAAAUUAUUUAUACUUGGAUGUGGUCACUAUAGAAUAAUUGCAAUAGUAGUAGAAACAUAUACUUUCACAUUUUUGUAAUAUAUUAUUACUAUAUUUUUUUUAUGCGAAAUGUUAAAUGGAGAUUUACCACUUAAAAUAUAAACGCUCCAUAAUGAGUCGUUUUAACAAAUUUUUUACUAGAAAUACAUAUAAUUUAUUUGUUAAAUGUAAUUUCUAAUAAACACCAUUUUUUCUUGCA